Molecule: messenger RNA, 2418 nt
Organism: Dermacentor andersoni
Lineage: Eukaryota; Metazoa; Arthropoda; Arachnida; Ixodida; Ixodidae
Source: RefSeq, a predicted model, not a curated record
CUCUGGCAAAAUCCGAAGCCUCUGCGACACUCCUGUGACACUUUGGUGGCUACCUGGGAGUGACCUCAGACAGUAUUCAAGUGACCGGCAUGAACACCGACACGAACAGGUCCGAAGUUGACCUCACCGACCACUGCGUACCCUGCACGGUAGCCGAAAACCAAACAUGCCAGAUCGCCGACAAGCUCUCCACCUGGAACAGGCUCCUUCUGGCAUCCAACUUUGAGCUGCGAGAACAGGCGGACAUGUCUGGCCAGCUGUGCCUAGGGAAUUUUACUGGUAAAGAUCACUUACGUCAGCUGCCACAGAACCAGGACCGUCUUCGAUGGUUGCUCAGGACUCAUCACUGCAUUGGUUCCGUCCACCUCAAGCUCCACAUUGUCACAAACCCAGACUUCUACGUACUGGAGGCUCUUCGUCAUAGUUCAGCGAUCAAGACUGUGAAACUACAUAUCCAGGGACGGAAAGCAUUAAAUGCCGUUUCUGCAUUAAUACCCAGCUUGACAAAUAUAAAAACACUUCACUGCGAGGCCGACUUAUCGCGCGAGGAUUCCUCGGAAGGCUUUGUAGCUGCACUGUCGGCGCUUCAGCGGGCUUCAUCGUCUCUGGAGAGCCUACAUCUACACGGCUUUUCGAUAAAAGGACCGGCGGCGGAGACUUUCGUCAGAGAAUUCUUAAGCAAAUCCGCGCUCAAAAAACUAGAGUUGCAGAGUUGCGUAUUCGAAUGCGAGUCCUACCCACGCGCCUUACGCGAAUAUAUUGGCACGACUACGUUUCUAAAUGCAGUGACUCUUGACAUGGUGGUGAAUAAGGUAACCCAAACGGCUAUUCUUGAAGGCGUGCUCAAAAACAGAAGUAUCGAGAAGCUCUCCAUCUACGUGUUCAGUGGAAACGAAGAAAUCGCGGAGUUGGUUGCUGGGGUGAUCAGCAAAAAUCGGGUAAUACGCAACUUGACCUUAUCGACCUUCGUCCGAAACGUGCCUGAAAUGCACAACGUUUGCGACCGCUGGCUCCGCGCAGUCAUUCAAAAUGAUACGCUGGAAGAAGUGGGCCUUCCACUGCAGAUAUUCCACCCAUCACAAUGGGCCACAUUUAUCAUGGCACUGCCGCAAAAUGGAAAUCUAAAGAAGGUCCACAUCGACGCAGGGUUCAACGCUGAACUGCUACGACCAGUCUGCUCGAUGCUCACGACAACUGGCUCCGACAAAAGAGUUUCUAUCGGAACCUACGAGUAUAGAGAAGACGUGGACUUGAUACGCUGCAAAGCAUUCCGGGCAAUACAUUUCUCCCCGUUGGAACCCGACGACUAUUUGGGCGUCGCUUUGCAACUACUUCCAAACUGUGAGCACGUGACAGUGUUGAGCAUUCGCGUAGACUGUGGCAACCGGAGACUCUUUAUGGCACUGGCCGAAUAUUUAAAAUCCACGACUGUGCUGCGAGAGCUCGAAUUGAUUGUUUCGUAUGACGUCCAACUGGUCGAGGCCCACGGCGCCAAUCCGGGGUGGUCGGUCGUGCGAGAAUCCCUGUCUCGAAACAAGAGCUUGAGGAAGCUGACGCUUCAUCAUCAAUGCCUGACCACUCGAGACAUGGAGGGCUUGGCGGAUGUACUUAAACGAAGCCGGAGCAUCAGGUCGGUCUUCCUUGCGAACGAGACCACGGGAGGCACCACCGCCUUUGUGCGACGGCUGUCCAAGGGCAUUGCGGACAACUGCACGUUGCUGGAAGUGGAUUGCAGGGCUCGCGUGGAGGCCGAGGCCGUAGGUGACUGGCUGGCUGUACGAGAGGCGACUCUGCGAAACUCGGGUCUGGUCGCACGAGCUGCUCGAAUAAAGAAGGCUUCAGAUUACGACAGGUACGUCACCGGAGCCCUGGAGCGAGUUUCCCGGUAUCCUGCCCUACUGGACGAGGUUGCCGUAAAGGCCCGUAUCGACAAAGCAGAGCUCACGGUCUUGGUGCGAGACCGCCUGAAAAGAACCGAAAGCAUGGACGGAUUUAUGCGGGCCGCCGGAGUGGUCAGGGAGCGAGUCAUUUGCCAUCCACCGCCGAGCGACGACCGCAUGCAGCUGGAUGACCUGAUCGAGGACUGCUGGAGGCACCUGCGACGAUACCUCGUGAUGGACGAUGUCAAGGACAGCAUUUGCAAGAUCUAAAACAUCUGGGUCGUGAAAAACUUUAUCAGGGACCCAGAGAACCUGAGCCUACUAUAACCAUUGACAAAAGUAGUAUUGAGCACCCCGUGUAUGAAUAUUGACGAUUUAAAAAAAAUAUGUCUGUUACAAUAGAUAGCAGGCACGAACUAUAUGUAGCAGUGCCCCGACUGAUUUUCCCUUUUGCUAAGAAUCUGGUAAAGAUUACACAGCAAAUGUGCAUUUGAAACAACUACAAGGUUUCAGAAAUAACAAAGCUGGAACACUUUUC